UUGUCAUUUGUCAAUUAAAUAAAGUCAACAAUUAAUAGUGUUGGAAUGUAAGAAAAGUACAAAAUUAAACAGAAAAAGGUUAAUAUUUACAAUUCAUGGUCCAUGAUAAUGAUUGAAUCUUCAAUGCUCUGUUAACACUCAUACAUUUAAACACCAUCAACUCACCUUGAAACACAAAUAUUAAAUGAAAAACAAAAAGAUGAACAAACAAACAAAAAAGUUGAAUCAAAUUAGUUAAUUUACAAGAAACAAGAAAAACUGAAAAAAGCAAAAAACUGAUUCAAAAUAUGAGAAACUGAAAGUUGAAUGUAAAAUGUUUCAACUAAUUAUAAUUUAUUAUGAUUAUAAGCUCAGUAAACUAGAGAUACUAAUUAUAAUUACAACUUAAAACAUGUUGAAUCGACUCAAAAGGAAUUGAUCAGAUAAAUUGAAACUCUUGCCUUGAGUUUCCCAUUGGUUCAAAGGCACAGUAAACAAAGAAGAGACUUGAAACAAACUAGAAGCCUUUCAAUAGAUAUGAUUCAUAAUGCGCAGGAAUAUCUUCCAAAUCAAUAUUAUUAUCAUGAAGAUGAGAAUGCUUAUCAUAGAGACAGAAAGAGACACAGAGAGAGAGAAAAGGUAAACAUGAUAAAAAUGAUGAACUUUCAUCAAUGAGCAUAAUCACAGAGACAAAGUUGCCUGAACACUGUUAUCAUCAUCAUCAUCCUAUAAGAUAGUUCAUUCACCAAUCUUGAUUCAGUUGGAUAACAUUCCUAUUUCUGUAUGUAUCACUCCCAUGGCCUUCAACCAAACCUUAUAAAGAUAUAAAAAUAUUAUGCAUUCAAAUUACAACUAUUACAAUCACUAUUACAAUUGAGAUUGAGUGGUCAGCGAGAUUCAUCUAAAUUCAGCGAAAUUUCAUUUUGUCGUUAAAAUGUUACCGUUAUGGCCUUUGACUUCAAAUUGAUAAACUGUAAACUCAUCUUGUGUCACCAAUAAAGUGAAACUUCAUCUCAUCGCCCAAUCAUCAAAAUUACAAAAACUAUCAACAGGUUCGAUCAUAUGAAUGCUCAAAAGAUAUUUAUAAAGGUUUCAAUCGAUGGAAGGCCAAUGGGAGAAGAAUUUGCCCAAAAUUCCAGUUCCAAAUUUGAAAGAUACUCUGGAUAGAUAUUUGGCUCAUCUUAAAGUUGUCAUUCCCAGCAGUCAAUAUGAACAGACUCGUAAAACUGUUGAUAACUUUGAAUCAACUGGAAUUGCCGAUAAGUUGCAGAAAUUGUUGACUGAAUUAGCCGAGAAGAGUGAAAACUGGGCUAAUCAAUUCUGGUACGAUGAGAUGUACUUGAACAAUCCACUUCCACUUCCAGUUAAUUCAAGUCCAUUCUGUUUGUUUCCGAAGCAAAAUUUUCGAUCAACUCUUGAUGUCCUUCGCUAUUCAGCUCGCAUUGUGGCAUUUACCCUGCAAUUCAAGGAACAGAUAGACAAGGAAUCGCUGAGUCAAGACUAUGGAACUGGAUUAGCCAAAGGCCAACCUUUAUGCAUGCAAACUUAUCGAAAUUUUUUUGGCGCAACUCGAAUCCCAGGUAAAGACAAGGAUCAUUUGAUUUUCAAUGAAACAACUCAUGAGAAUCACAUAAUUGUGGCCUCCAGAAAUCAGUUUUACAAAGUAAAUCUUGGUAAAGGUUAUCAAGUUAAUGAGGAUCAUUUGGUUGACCAAUUGAAGUUAAUUUUGUAUUCAUCCAAAGAACUGGAAUCAACAUCACCAUUAAUUGGACUGUUAACAUGUGAAAAUAGACGGACAUGGGCAACAAUUAGAGCACAUUUAAUUGAAAAGCCCAAGAAUAAAGAAUCAAUCGAAGCCUUGGAGACAUGUUUGUUUGUUCUUUGCUUGGACGACUCUGUGUUUGGCAAAUCAUCUUCAAUUGCCAGUACUCGACGAGAUUCCGUUGAAAUGGCUCGCAUGGAAACAUCAUUCAUGUCAUCCCAAUUAAUGCAUGGAGGUGGUACUGAAUUUUACUCUGCAAACAGAUAUUAUGACAAAUUCUUGCAGAUUAUCGUUUCGAGAGAUGGACUUGCUGGAAUCGUCUUUGAACACUCGGCUUCAGAAGGAAUUACUUUGAUUCGUUAUGCCGACUCCUUGCUAGAUUAUCUUGAAUCGAAUCCAAUAACACCUUUAAAUGAUAUUUCAAGGAAGGAAUCGCUCAAAAGAACAGCUUCAAAUUGUAAAAAUUCAUCGGCUCAUUUAUCAAGUAAAGAUGUUCAAAGGUUAACAUGGGAUGUUGAUUGCGUUGUUGUCUCAGCAAUCAAGGAAGCUGCCAAACGAAUUAACAAGCUUAUCCAUGAUGUUGACUUAGUUGAUCUCAAUUUUACAAUAUUUGGUAAAAAGUUCAUCAUUGAUCAGUCCAUGUCUCCAGAUGCAUUUAUCCAGCUCUCUCUUCAGUUAACCUAUUACAAAGUUCAUCGACGAUUGGUAUCAACCUAUGAAAGUGCAAGCCUUCGGAAAUAUCGUCUUGGCCGAGUUGACAACAUAAGAAGCAACACAAUUGAAGUAUUGGCUUGGGUUCGAGCUCUUUGUGAUGAGAUUCCUAAUCUAACGGAUCAACAAAAAUUGGAUCUAUUUCAAUUAGCAAUUAAAAAACAAGUGGAAAUAGCAAAAUAUACUAUUGAUGGUUAUGGACCAGAUAAUCAUCUAUAUGCACUCCAAGGUCUGGCCAAAGUGCAUAAUUUUGAGAUUCCUCUGAUUUUCAGGGAAAAAUCUUACAAAGAACAUCUCAAUUUUAAAUUAUCAACCAGUCAAUUGGUUUAUCGGAAGCUGAUUCUUGUUGGUUAUGGAGCUGUUACACCGGAAGGUUAUGGAUGUGCUUAUCGAUUAACUGAUAAUACGAUUACCUUUUGUAUUACAUCUUUCUUUUCAUCGCCGGAAACUGGAUCAAAUUAUUUCGCCUCAAGUCUUGAAGGAAGUUUACUUCAAAUGAGGGAACUUUGUCUUAAGCUUAAAGCCAAGGCAACAAGUAAAGAGUCAACUGAAGUUAAGCAAUGUAACCAAUCUACUGAUUUGGACAAUACGAUUAAAUUGAAGAUGAAUGGUGAUAAAAGUCCAAUUAAAGCAGAUAUUAAUGACUUGAACCAGGAAACUCAACUGAUUUCCAAGGAUGAAAUAAAGAUUGAUAAUGAAGUGAAAAAAUGUGAAAUUGUUAACGACUGUUCACACAACAAUACAAUCAAUUGUACACUGGCAAAGUCAAAUAACGAAACUAGUGAAAAUGGAUCAAUAAUUGGUGAACCUGAGACUGAAACUAUUGAAAUAAAGCUGGAAAUAGUUGAUAAUAAUCACAUUGAAAUAAGUUCAAGUGACAUGAAAACUAAUGAUAGUGAAACUGAUUGUAAAAAUAAGGUGCAAUAAUCAAUCAAUGAUAAUUGUAAAUAUAGUGAAACUUAAAGUGAGAGAUGAAAAAAUUUAACCACAAAAUUGUUGACAAGUUUAAAUUUUAUGAAAAACUGUUGAACCACUUGUAGAAGUAGCCAUUGUUAUUGUAUUAAUUGUCUUGUAAUUGUUACAAUUAUCACCAUCAUUUGUGUUGCAAACAAAAACGAAUCAAACUUUGUAACAUUGAACCGAAUUGUUUGAUUAUUGAUUGUCACUUGAAUCAUCUAAUUUUGUUGUCCAAAUAGUUUAAAUUAGACAAUUUAAAAUGACAAUAACUAAACAAUUUGUUUAAGUAAUUCGAGCUUUGAAGAGAAACUUCGAGAGAAAAUUUGUCAACAAAUGAAUCUCGAGACUCUUGCAAUGUAUUGAUUUAUGUACGUUUUAUUUGCUAAUGAUGAUGAUAAUGUUGAUCUGUUAAUUAUUCCUAAUCUCAUUUAGUGAUUAUGCACAUUAAUCAUAAUUAAAAAGGAAUAAUUAGUAAUUAUUGAAAGGAAUAUUUUUGUUGUCAAAAAAAGAGUUAACAAAAUUUCUAGAGAUUUAAAGAUUAUCAUUGUUAUAAUAUUGUUAUUAUUACGAGGAAAGUAAUGAUUGCUGAUUUAACUUUAAUUGAUUCAUUUAGAAAAAUUUACUCAAUGAUUGAAUCGAGUAAAUUUAAUUGACUAAAUCACAAUUAAAGGUAAACAGUAAAUGAAACUUCCCACUCACUCUGAGCACCUUUAAUGGUACUCAUCGGUUGUGUCUGAUAAAAAGUGACUUGCGUUUGAUGCAUUCAAGCAAAUUGAUUAAUUGAUUAUCACUUCAAUUAUCAACCUUGACUGUUAACUAAAUCCCUUUGGUCACUGUAAAUGAAUGUAAACCAUGAAAAAUGAUAUAAAACGCUUCAUGUAUGUUUAAGCGUUUAGUUGUGAUAAUUUUUGUCAAUCCUUCUUUUGUUCACUUUCCCAUUGUAAAAUAGCUUUAACUGUCAAUUCACUUAAAUCAAUCUUAACUACUCAUACAAUUUAAAGUGUGCAACAAUUAACUGACUGUAAAUGAAGAAGGUAACAAGAAAAUUGAGCUUUGCUUCACAAAAUUUGGUGAUAUUGAUGGAGAUAUUUAUGAAGAUUUUGAAGCAACAGAUUUUGGUUUCAUUGUUUCUGUUGCUGUUAUCUUAAUAUUACCAGAUUUUGUGAUUAAAGGUAAGCUUAAUUUUCUUGUUACCUCCUUCGUUUGCAGGCUGUUAAGUGUUACACCCUUUAAUUGUCUGAUUUAAAUUGUACUUCAAGAUUGUAAUUGCUUGUAGCUCAACUAAUCUCAAAUCAACUCUACCAAAGCUAUCAUUAUGCAUCUUAUUGAUGGUACUUAAAAUACGGCCAAUUUACAACUUUAAGAUGAUAUUAUUGUAAUCAUGCAAUUAGAUUGAUUGAACACGAUUUGUCUAUGAGCAAAUUAAUCGAAAUGUAAAUCGACUAAAUUAUGUAUGCUGUUAUACAUGAUGUAUUCAUCUUUGAUUUGCUUUGAUUAUUGAUUGCAUUCACUGCAAUAUUUACUGUUUUAAUAGAGAGGUAAAUAAAAUUGAAGUUGAUAAAAGG
Messenger RNA from Tetranychus urticae (two-spotted spider mite), 4974 nucleotides. RefSeq names its product choline O-acetyltransferase-like. NCBI's taxonomy places the organism in Eukaryota, Metazoa, Arthropoda, Arachnida, Trombidiformes, Tetranychidae. Gene Ontology annotation, cellular component: cytoplasm; neuron projection. Gene Ontology annotation, molecular function: choline O-acetyltransferase activity. The record is from RefSeq and is a predicted model, not a curated record. Gene Ontology annotation, biological process: neuromuscular synaptic transmission; acetylcholine biosynthetic process.